Messenger RNA from Malus domestica (apple), 885 nucleotides. Its product is annotated as CASP-like protein 1C2. NCBI's taxonomy places the organism in Eukaryota, Viridiplantae, Streptophyta, Magnoliopsida, Rosales, Rosaceae. The record is from RefSeq and is a predicted model, not a curated record.
AUCUUCAUACUUUUGUGCAGGUAACCAAACCAUUCUUGGUUUAAAGAAAUACAAAGAAGACAAGUGCCCCUCCACCUCCCCACCUCCUAUCUGUCCUCCUAACACACUCUCUACAUCUACCCUCUUUUGCUCUAAAUAUACACUUCAGCAUUUGGACUUCCCUAGCUUACUUCUUUGUUUUGGUCGUAAAACUGUGUCGUUUAGGUUAACUUCUCCAUGACUAAGAACAGGAGGAUCUUCACCACUGUGCUGAGACUGCUAGCCUUGGCUGCGACUGUUUCUGCCACCAUAGUUAUGGUCACCAGCCACGACUCUACCAACGUCUUGAACUUGACCUUCAAGGCCAAGUACAACCAUUCUCCGGCUUUCACGUACUUUGUGAUAGUGGAGGCAAUUAUAAGUGGAUACAACCUUAUAAUCCUGCUUCUUUCUUCCAAGGGCUCACUUUGGCGCGUGGUUAUCAUUCUAGAUGUGGUUGCAGCUCUUCUUCUUACUUCAAGCAUGUCAGCUGCCUUGGCGAUAGCUCAAGUGGGCAAGAAAGGGAACACUCAUGCUGGUUGGCUGCCAAUUUGUGGACAGGUCUCCAAGUUUUGCAACCAUGUCACUGGAGCUCUUGUUGCUGGCAUCCUUGCAGCAAUGUUUUACUUUGUGCUUAAUCUGUUUACCCUUUACAAUGUUCUUAAUCCUCUAUUUGUGGUAAAACCUAAUUAAUUACCAUGGGAAUUUUGAUGGUUAAUUUCCAUAAUUUUGUUCUUGCUUUCUGCUUAGCUUUUCCUAAUACUGUAAAAAGAUAGUAAAAGUGUAAUAUUGUCCUUGAAUGGCAGUUUGGAAUUACGAAAAAGUCCUUUUCAUAUUUUAUUUUUUCAUGCUAUGUAUGAAGAAAGA